AUCCAGGUACAUGGCAUUAACCUCAUAUCGCGACUUGCUAUACUGGGCAUGUACAACCUGUAGGCCCACCAAUCCAGAAGGUGGGGGAGAUAGUGAUAUGCACGUGAUGGUACGUGAUGGUGGGGGGCACGACAUUGGAGUACAACUCAACAAGCUUUUCACUUCUCGGUUUCGAGCUCUCUAGCAUCUCAAUAGCUCUCUAUUCAAUCCUUGAUAUUUAACCAUGACGACUACAGAUGAAAUACCAGGUCAAGCAGGACUCCCAUCUCUGAACCCCACUAAAUCUUUCUGGCAUAGUGAGCCAUCGAAGAUCUUAUUGGGUCAUAGAACCACAGCGAACCUUCCUACAGAAGCUGAUGUUGUCAUUGUUGGGAGUGGUAUUGCAGGGACUUCUGCUGCACAUUGGUUAAGAGAGCAUAAUGAUGGAAAAGAUCUCAAUGUUGUGAUGUUAGAGGCGAGAGAAGCUUGUUGGGGAGCAACUGGUAGAAAUGGAGGUCAUUGUCAGCCACUUGUUUAUGCUUCACCUCCAGAAGUCGGGGCUUUUGAAGUGAGAAAUUAUGAGGAUAUUAAAUCUUUUGUGGCGGAAAAUGAUGUUCAAUGUGAUUGGAAGUCAUUAUCCAGUUGUCACUCUUAUAUGUCAGAAGAUCAGUUUGAGGUAGCUGUCAAAGCUGCGGAAGCCCUCAAGGAUCUGGAUCCAACGCUAGGCAACUUAGUUACCAUUAUCACCAAAGAUUCUACCAAUCCAUCAUUAUCAGACCUUCGAAUUCCCACAGCAGCUGGCGCAAUUGCGACCUCCAAAGCUGCCUCACUCUGGCCUUACAAAUUGGUUGCAUGGAUUCUAGAAGAUUUGAUCGCCAAGAAUGAAUCCUCAAGCUCGCCACAAUUCAAUCUCCAAACCUCAACACCCGUAACCGGGCUUCAAAAGUCUUCCUCGGAAUGGAUAAUCCACACUUCUCGCGGCCAACUCUCAGCCCCCAAAGUUUUAUUGGCAACAAAUGCCUACACAUCACAUCUUCUUCCCUCAUUCUCUGAUCUUAUUACUCCUGUCCGCGGUGAAAUGUCUUCACUUCUACCUCCAUCUACCAUGUCCCCGGCUAUAGAAUCUUCAAACAAACCCUUAGAAUACUCCUAUAGCAUCAUGGGUCAUUUCGGUCAAAACAUAAACCGGGAUGAUUAUCUCGUCCAACGACCAUUUUCCUCCACAACCUCAUCGCAACAAGAAUCAGGAGGAGAAUUGAUGUUUGGCGGGGGUCGCCAAUUUGCUGCCCAAGCUGGUUUGGGUGUCUUCGAUGAUUCAUCUAUUGAUCCUCCUGCUGCGAAUUACCUCCGUCGAGAAUUGCCUCGUACACUCAAUCUUCACAACAAUGAAGAAGAGCUCGAGGCUACUUAUGAAUAG
Molecule: messenger RNA, 1396 nt
Organism: Botrytis porri
Lineage: Eukaryota; Fungi; Ascomycota; Leotiomycetes; Helotiales; Sclerotiniaceae
Exons: 2
Coding region: 224-1396 (390 amino acids)
Cellular component (GO): cytoplasm
Molecular function (GO): oxidoreductase activity
Source: RefSeq, a predicted model, not a curated record